Messenger RNA from Drosophila ficusphila, 761 nucleotides. RefSeq lists its product as uncharacterized. Lineage: Eukaryota; Metazoa; Arthropoda; Insecta; Diptera; Drosophilidae. The transcript is spliced from 2 exons. The coding region runs from base 119 to 337 and encodes 72 amino acids. The record is from RefSeq and is a predicted model, not a curated record.
GUAAGACUGGAAUUUUUAAAGCUUGCCUAUGGUCAGUUUUUCAAAGAUGAUCCGUUAGUUCAAAACUUUUUCUGGAAGCGAACAAGUUGAGCGUGGCUUUAAAAAUAAAACCCUGAAAAUGUGCGACUACCAGAGAGAAUACUCCUUUAUUUUUGAUGACAGCUCCUGCGAGGGAGAUGUAUCAAUGACCACUCAUGUGGACAGUGGAUUCGAGUCCUUGUGGCAACAGGUUGGCGAGGAACUGCGAAGGGAGCGGGAAAUGAACGAACUCGGUCAGCUUUUCCAGCAAAACCUGACUUUGAGUCCUCCAACCUACGGCGAUCAAUGGAGGUUUUAAUGGAUUAACCCUCCAAAGUCAGCUCCUUGUGAUAUUUGUAUUAAAUAGAUUAUAGAUUAUAACAGAUCAAUAGCCACAUAACUGGCUUUCGUUACAGCAUUUUUGAUAAAUGCUCGUACUUUUUACCAUAUAUAACUACCAAAUCCAAAAAGAGAUUAUUGUAUACUUUUGUUCAUGAUUAGUUUAUGAAGUCAACUUGUCCGUGUUUUCAAAUGUUUGCUGUCGUGAAAAAUCGCUUUGUUUUGUCACGUCGCUUUACCAAAUAAUCAGAUUGUACCAAACACACAUUAUUGUCCUAGAUCUUAAAAUGGCAAUGGAUUGCCUUCGAUAUUGAAAAUCACAUAAUGUAUACAAGAACAGAGAGGGAAGCUCGAAUUUGUCAAAUCCCUGCUCAAAACUAAUAAAUUAACAAUGUACAAAGGUU